AGCUGCGGCGCGCGGGGCUGGGACCGGUCUGGCCGAGCGCGCGGGCGCCGGGGCCGCAGACAAAGGCGCCGCUCGCGCGCGGGGGAGCCCUGCACCCAGCAGGAGGGCUGGCUGGCUGGGGAAUGCGAAGCCUGGCAUCCUGAGUGGCAGCGUUUCAGCUGGCUGGACAGAUCAAAUAACACUCGGGCUGGUUAACAAAAGCCUCACCAGUGGGAAGGUGUUGGAAGCUGGAGUGUGGAAAUUUACCCAACGUUAUUUCUUUGACAUCGAAGGAGACUCGCCCUGAAGGAUGCCAGGUCUCUGCGUCGACACUGAGUCCAGCAGGUCCUUUUCUCAUUCGCUGUGGCAUGGAGGAAGGGGUGGCAGAGGAUGCUGAGUCCUCUGAAGUGCGGAGGAUCCUGGCCUGGCCUCUGAGCUCCCCCUUGACUGGGCCCUUCAGGUGACACCUCAGAUGUGAGAUCUCAGGAAAGGGACUUGGUUUCCUCCAGCUUUCUUCACCAAAGCCUCGCUGGCUGGUUUGGGUUUUAGAAUCUACAAGGACCUGGCAGAGGUGGAAGAAGCCUCGGAAAGUUCCAGAACUUGGGGAUCGGAUCCCUUCCUUCUGUUGGGGAGACAGAGCAGCUACUGAGCUGUGAAUCCUGUAGACCAGCCGAGCUGAGCUGUUCUUCCUCAGACAAGAAGCACAGUGGGGCCCCAGCUUUGUCCUAUAGCUGUGGGGACCUCCUAGGACCCACAGUUCUAGUGUUUCUGUCUCUUCACCUGGUGGCCCAUGAAGAUUGGAAUCUUGGCUUCAUGUCCCUAAGGAGACUCGGUUUCUUUUUCCCAGAGGUGGUCUUGGAAGGAAACAUGAGAUAUUUGCAGCUUGCAGGGACUCUUGGGCUAUGUAGGAGUUGGGGGUCCGGCCUUCAACAGCAGGUCCAGAAAACAAUCUGAGACUCCAGCUUCUGCAACUCAGCAGGUCUUGAGCCCAGCCCCUUCAUCCUCUAGGAAGCUAGUGACACAGAAGAAAGAGCCUCCCUUGGCUUCAUUGGGACUUGGCAGAAUGCAGUGCACUGGGGAAGCUGCCGGCUGCCCCUUCAUACCCCAGACAGCCCCUGAGCACUGAGCCAACCAUGGCUGAGAAGGGUGACUGCCUUGCCAGCAUGUACGGGUAUGACCUCGGGGGGCGCUUCACUGACUUUCAACCUCUAGGCUUCGGCGUCAAUGGGCUGGUGCUGUCUGCGGUGGACCGAAGAACCUGCAGGAAGGUGGCCGUGAAGAAGAUCACCCUGGGUGAUGCCCGCAGCAUGAAGCACGCGCUCAGGGAGAUCAAGAUCAUCAGGCGCCUGGACCAUGACAACAUUGUAAAGGUGUAUGAGGUGCUGGGGCCCCAGGGCACUGAGCUACAGGGUGAACUCUUCAAGUUCAGCAUGGCCUACAUCGUGCAGGAGUACAUGGAGACCGACCUGGCACGCCUGCUGGAGCAGGGCACACUCACCGAGGAGCAUGCCAAGCUCUUCAUGUACCAGCUGCUCCGAGGCCUCAAGUACAUCCACUCGGCCAACGUGCUGCAUCGAGACCUCAAGCCGGCCAACAUCUUCAUUAGCACCGAGGACCUGGUGCUCAAGAUCGGGGACUUCGGGCUGGCCAGGAUCGUGGACCAGCACUAUUCACACAAGGGGUAUCUGUCAGAAGGGCUGGUAACAAAGUGGUACCGCUCGCCACGCCUGCUGCUGUCACCAAACAACUACACCAAAGCCAUCGACAUGUGGGCAGCCGGUUGCAUCCUGGCCGAGAUGCUCACCGGGAGAAUGCUCUUUGCGGGGGCUCACGAGCUGGAGCAGAUGCAGCUCAUCCUGGAGACCAUCCCCGUGAUCCGGGAGGAAGACAAGGACGAACUGCUGCGGGUCAUGCCCUGCUUUGUCAGCAGCACCUGGGAGGUGAAGCGGCCCCUGCGCAAGCUGCUGCCUGAGGUCAACAGUGAAGCCAUCGACUUUCUGGAGAAGAUCCUGACCUUCAACCCCAUGGACCGCCUGACGGCCGAGAUGGGGCUGCAGCACCCUUACAUGAGCCCAUACUCAUGCCCUGAAGAUGAGCCCACCUCGCAGCACCCCUUCCGCAUCGAGGAUGAGAUCGAUGACAUCCUGCUGAUGGCCACCAGCCAGAGCCAGCUCUCCCACUGGGACAGGUACCCGGUGAGUCUGUCGUCGGACCUGGAGUGGCGGCCGGACCGGUGCCCCGAUGCCAGCGAGGUGCAACGGGACCCACGGGCUGGCUCUGUGCCGCUGGCCGAGGACGUGCAGGUGGACCCGCGCAAGGACUCGCACAGCAGCUCGGAGCGCUUCCUCGAGCAGUCGCACUCGUCCAUGGAGCGCGCGUUCGAGGCCGACUACGGCCGCUCGUGCGACUACAAGGUGGGCUCGCCGUCCUACCUGGACAAGCUGCUGUGGCGCGACAGCAAGCCGCACCACUACUCGGAGCCCAAGCUCAUCCUCGACCUGUCGCACUGGAAGCAGACGGCGGCCGUGGGCAGCGCCGAGCCAGGGGCGCGCGGCCAGGAGGAGCCGGCCAGCCUCUUCUUGGAGAUCGCGCAGUGGGUCCAGAGCACGCAGGGUGGCCCCGAGCGCGCUAGUCCACCUCCGGACGAUCCUGGGCAUCACCACCACCUGUCUGCCUCCCCACCCGGCCGCCUGGCCCCCCAGGACGGCAGCACCAGCCCCCAGUUCGACCUGGACGUCUUCAUCUCGCGCGCCCUGAAGCUUUGCACCAAGCCCGAGGACCUGCCGGACACUAAGCUGGGCGACCUCAAUGGCUCCUGCAUCACCGAGCACCCGGGCGACCUGGUGCAGGCCGAGGCCUUCUCCAAAGAAAGGUGGUGAGGACCCAGGGCGUGUCUGGGCCCCCCCCACGCUGUCCUCCAUCCAAGCCAGCAGGACUCCACCCCGGGAAAGACAAGACAAGACAAGCCGGGUCUGGCAGUGGAGGGCAUCACUCUGGCCCCUCCACCAUCCCAUCCUUCCCCCCCUCUCUGGCGGCCCUGGGCUCAGCAGAAAUGUAGGCAUCAUCCGAGGAGCCAGAGGGGAAUGUUCGUCUCUUAAUCUGCCUUAAUAACUAGCCUUUAACCUCUGGGAGGAGUGAGUCUGAACAGGAGCCUAGUUUAGGGGGCGCUGGAGACGUUUGGAUGUGCAGCAAAGAGGAAGCCUAUGCGAUUUGAGGUG
Molecule: messenger RNA, 3197 nt
Organism: Suncus etruscus (white-toothed pygmy shrew)
Lineage: Eukaryota; Metazoa; Chordata; Mammalia; Eulipotyphla; Soricidae
Gene: MAPK4
Product: mitogen-activated protein kinase 4
Exons: 6
Coding region: 1113-2858 (581 amino acids)
Biological process (GO): protein phosphorylation; intracellular signal transduction; cell surface receptor signaling pathway
Cellular component (GO): nucleus; cytoplasm
Molecular function (GO): MAP kinase activity; ATP binding
Source: RefSeq, a predicted model, not a curated record